Molecule: messenger RNA, 2022 nt
Organism: Balaenoptera ricei (Rice's whale)
Lineage: Eukaryota; Metazoa; Chordata; Mammalia; Artiodactyla; Balaenopteridae
Product: sperm-associated antigen 1-like
Biological process (GO): axonemal dynein complex assembly
Cellular component (GO): cytosol
Molecular function (GO): protein binding
Source: RefSeq, a predicted model, not a curated record
AUGGAAACUUCAGUAUUAAGACAUCUCAAAGGAAUCCCUGUAAUGGUCUCCAGAUACGAAGAGGCCGCGGAGCCGGCGCCAGCCGGGCGCGCCGCCGAGCCGCGCGCCAUAGGCAACAUCCAGAAGAAGCUGACCGGCAAGAGCGAGGGCGGCGGGCGGCCGGAGAGGGGCGCGCCGCGGCGGGGCCGGGCGCCGGAGGCCGGCGCGGACAAGCGGAACCGGCCGCGGGCCCUGGCGACGGCGGGCGGCGCCAGUAGGCACCCGAGCGGCCGGCGGGGCGCCGAGGACCCCGCGUCCAGCGCGCCCCCUGGGCCCGGCGCGUCCCCCGGACGUGGCGCGCCGCCGCCGCCGCCGGCGUCCGCCGCCCUGGUCGGCCCCGCCGGCCUGAAGAGCCAGGGUAACGAGCUCUUUAAAAACCGGCAGUUCGCCGAGGCGGCUCUCAGGUACUCGGCGGCGAUCGCGCAGCUGGAGCCUGCAGGAAGUGGAAGUGCAGAUGAUCUGAGUAUCUUAUAUUCAAAUAGAGCAGCAUGUUACCUAAAAGACGGAAACUGCAGUGGCUGCAUUCAAGACUGUAACAGGGCUCUGGAACUUCAUCCAUUCUCAAUCAAGCCUCUUCUUCGACAAGCAAUGGCCUAUGAAACUUUAGAGCAGUAUCAGAAAGCUUAUGUGGAUUAUAAAACAGUGUUGCAAAUAGACUGCGGAAUCCAGAUAGCAAAUGACAGUGUUAACAGGAUAAGAAAAAUGUUAAUGGCCCUGGAUGGACCAAGCUGGCGGGAGAAGCUGUCGCCCAUUCCUGCUGUGCCCACUUCCGCACCAUUGCGAGCUUGGCGGCCUGUGGCAGAGACGCCCCCAGACCAAGUGGGAGAUUCCUGCAGCCAUCACCAACCGGGCAUCACAGAUGAAAAAAUGUUUAAAACCCUUAAAGAAGAAGGAAAUCAAUGUGUAAAGGACAAAAACUAUAAAGAUGCCCUUAGUACAUACAGUGAAUGCUUAAAGAUUAACAACAAGGAAUGUGCCAUUUAUACAAACAGAGCCCUCUGUUACUUGAAGCUGGGCCAGUUUUAAGAGGCAAAGCAGGGCUGUGACCAGGCGCUUCAGAUAGAUCUCAGCAAUGUGACAGCAUGCUAUAGACGAGCUCUUGCUCACAAAGGACUCAAGAAUUAUCAGAAAAGUUUAAAUGAUCUCCAUAAAGUUCUCCUACUAGACCCAAAUAUUAUUGAGGCAAAGAUGGAACUGGAAGAGGUCACCAGAAUCCUGAAUGUUCAGGAUAAUGCAGCAUCGUUCAACAAAGAAAAGGAGAGAAGGAAAAUUGAGAUUCAAGAGGUGAAUGAAGGCCGUAAAGAGCAGCCUGAAAGGACCUCGGAGGACGUCUCCACUGACUCCCGUGCUUCUGAGAAGGGGGACACAAGCAACGGGCCCCGAGAAUUCUAUGAGAAACUACCAAUCCCCAAGCCUAACAAUGCCUACGAAGUUGGCCAGGUUAUAAACGCCGUCAGUACUAGGAAAGAUAAAGAAGCCUGUGCACACCUGUUAGCCAUCACUGAACCGAAAGACUUGCCAGUGUCGUUGAGUAACAAACUUGAAGGGGAUACAUUCCUGCUCCUCAUCCAGUCUCUGAAAAAUAAUCUUAUUGAUAAAGAUCCUUCUUUGGUAUAUCAGCAUCUUUUAUAUCUGAGUAAAGCAGAAAGGUUUAAGAUGAUGUUGACAAUCUUGAUUAGCAAGGGCCGAAAGGAGCAGAUUAAACAGCUCUUUGAUGACCUCUCAGACACACUAAACAAACAUUUUACUUUAGAAGAUGUGCAGGCCCUCAAAAGGCAGUAUGAGCUUUAAAUAAAGAUUAUUGUUAGAUUUCUUCCAUGCAUGUAUAUGUUCCAGUAAUGCUAAUGAGAUGGUAUUGUAAUAGAGUUGCAUGGAUAAAAGCUGGCUUAGAAAAGAUCCCUUGGUCUGGACUAUAAAAUAUUUUACUUAUUUUUAUACAUAGAACACAUAUAUUCUACAAUCUGCUUUUUAUUAGUUGUAAAU